Coffea arabica (coffee) is the source of this 627-nucleotide messenger RNA. The record is from RefSeq and is a predicted model, not a curated record. NCBI's taxonomy places the organism in Eukaryota, Viridiplantae, Streptophyta, Magnoliopsida, Gentianales, Rubiaceae.
AUGGUUAGAAUCAGAGGAGGAUCUACUAGUGCAGGACGGUCUUUUAGACUUAGAGAUGAAAACAUUGAAAUUGUGGAACCGUCUACCAAAGCACCUAAAAAGAAGAUUGUGACCCGUGGUGGUAAAGUGAAGCAAACUGCCCAAAGAAAAAGGGUUUCUCCAACUGCUGAACCAUCUGAUGAGCAGAUGGAAGAGCAGAACUCUGAAGGAAACACAGUUGGUGGAAAUGAGGAACCAGAACGGGCUACCCAGGAUGAUGAAACUGUCACAAGGUCAUCUGGAAACAUUGCUGAGAAUCAGCAAACACCUGAACCCUCCACCAGGAAAUCUCCAAGGACAAGGACUGAGGCUCAAAAUGUUGGAUCAUCUGCCACACAAACCUCGAAAAAGAAACGUUCUGGGAAGGAUCCAGUAUCUCAGCCCAAAGAGCUAAGACCUGAGCCCACAGGGCCAACUACUGGUACUGAGGCCACACCAUCUUUCAGCUCUCAGCCCAAGGAUAAAGGCAAGGCUCCAGCUACUGAGGAGGCAUAUAAAGAAGACGAUGAAGAAACUGAGGAAGAAGUGGCUCCUGAACAGUUUCGUCUGGCCAGGAGGAGGCCUAGAUCAUCUAAAAUUACUAUCUAG